AUGAGAGCUUCCUAUAAAUUACGAUAUUCCUGUACCCUAUUAUUACAGAAAAAAGAAAAAGUCGAGAACCAAAUAAAAACAUCAAAACUAAAUCACGUUGAGGAAAAAAACAACAAUGUCCCUGUGAAUGGUGCUACCCAACCAUCAAAAAAACGCAAAAUAGAAAACGAAGUUAUUAAAAAGACAAAAAAUAACACAGUACCUAAUACAAAAAAGAAGAAAACUGAAGACGAAUAUGAAAUACCUGAAACAGAGAACUUUGAUGAAAUACUAUUGAACGCUAAAAAGAAAAAGUUCAACGCAGUCAUAGAAAAUGAUGCCAAGGAAGACUUGUUAUUCUCUGAACAGAAACAAAUCACUCAGAAGAAAAAUAAACUUAAAAAGAUACUUAAUAACAUAAGUAUAAAUGAUAAGUCCACGGAGAGAGUAACAAAUAUAAAUAAUGAUAUCAGUGAGAGCAUUCCCGUCAACCCCAAGAAGGCUAAAUUGCGAUCUUUAUUAGAAAGCAGUAGUCAUAGAAACUCUAUUAAUGUUAGUAAAACUGGUAAUAAGCUGAGAGACAGAAUGUUAGAGCGGUUAAAAGCCGCCCAGUUCAGGUAUUUGAAUGAGAAGCUGUACACAUCUUCAGGGUCUGAAGCCCAGCAGUUGUUCCAGAGUGACCCGGCUGCUUUCCAGACAUACCACCAGGGAUAUCAGCUGCAGGUCAAGAAAUGGCCUGUCAAUCCACUUGAUGUUAUUGUCAAGAAGAUUAUGAAAAUGCCUAAAACCCACCUAAUAGCUGACCUAGGCUGUGGCGAGGCAGCCUUAUCCCGCCGUGUGCCUCACAAGGUCCGCUCCUUCGACCUCGUGGCGUCGGCUCCCGGCGUGGAGGCGUGUGACAUGGCCCGCACACCGCUGCUGUCUGCAUCAAUGGAUGUUACUGUGUACUGUUUAGCGUUGAUGGGCACGGAUCUAACGCAGUACCUCGUGGAAGCUAAUAGGGUGCUGAAGAUGGGAGGCCACCUCCUAAUAGCCGAAGUAGAAAGUCGGUUCGACAAAGUGGAGGACUUUGCUAAAGAAGUAGAACGGCUCGGCUUCAAACUUAAACAGUUGGACAAGAGUAACAAAGUGUUCUUCUUUAUGGAGUUCAGUAAGAUCCGAGACCCGCCUGUUAAGAAGGCCAAACUACCCGCCUUGACGCUCAAACCUUGCUUGUAUAAGAGACGAUGAAUAAAAUUGUUAAUGGUA
Helicoverpa armigera (cotton bollworm) is the source of this 1227-nucleotide messenger RNA. RefSeq names its product ribosomal RNA-processing protein 8. The record is from RefSeq and is a predicted model, not a curated record. Gene Ontology annotation, biological process: rDNA heterochromatin formation; cellular response to glucose starvation; regulation of transcription by glucose. The transcript has 5 exons. The coding region runs from base 1 to 1209 and encodes 402 amino acids. Gene Ontology annotation, cellular component: rDNA heterochromatin; chromatin silencing complex; nucleolus. NCBI's taxonomy places the organism in Eukaryota, Metazoa, Arthropoda, Insecta, Lepidoptera, Noctuidae. Gene Ontology annotation, molecular function: methyltransferase activity.